Molecule: messenger RNA, 3106 nt
Organism: Colletotrichum acutatum
Lineage: Eukaryota; Fungi; Ascomycota; Sordariomycetes; Glomerellales; Glomerellaceae
Exons: 5
Coding region: 257-2731 (824 amino acids)
Biological process (GO): actin cytoskeleton organization; actin filament bundle assembly
Cellular component (GO): cortical actin cytoskeleton; cell projection; cell junction
Molecular function (GO): calcium ion binding; actin lateral binding
Source: RefSeq, a predicted model, not a curated record
CGAAGGGCUCCCCCUAUCUGGCUGAGGUAUGCAUUGAUUGUCCCUCUUUAUUUUCAACUGUCCAGUUUGAAGCAUCGCCAGUUGUUUUGUUUCUUCAGUUCUAAACUAGAGCAACUCGAUUUAAAUUAACGACGAUCUCGAAUACCAUUCUCGGCAGUUCAGUGGUUAUCGAUAAGCCAAACUCGCUAUCGAAUCCCGGCGCCUGCAGCGGACGAGCGCUGCCAACCGACUUAGCGAGCCACUAGAAUUGUCCGAAAUGACGUCCACCGCCGACCGUCCUCAGGGGGCGCGCCCACUGUCGGGCGCCAGUCUGCCCGGCAACGUAGGGUGUAACGAGGAAUUCCCCGACUUUUGUUUACACCACGACCACCACUCGGCCGGCAGCCAGGCGUCCACAUCUUCACCCGCAUCCACGACCCCUACCACCCCGACCACCGCCGAGCGCCCGUUGUCGUAUGCAUUCUCGACAACGUCCGAAAACACAACAUCAUCCCCCGCCUCGUCUACCGCCUCACGAGUCCGUACAGACAGCGGAGCCAGCACCAAUUGCUCCCCCAGCCCGAGAAGCAGACGAGACAAGACCGAGCUGCAAGCCGCCCGCCUCCAGAGAUCGGGGAGCAGCAACCUCGCACUCGCACGCAAGAGCAGCGUAGCCAAGAAGAACCGAUUCCGUUCCGCCACCGGCUCCUCGCCCGCAUCCGCCCUUGCCGCCGUUGAGCCGCCGCAUGAUCAAGGCCUGACGAGGAUGGCGUUUGCGGAACAGCAGAAAUGGAUCACGGUCCAGCAAAAGACCUUUACCAAAUGGAUGAACACUAAAUUGGAGGCUCGAUCGCUCGAAGUAAAAGAUCUCGUGACUGAUUUGAGCGACGGUGUCCUCCUCAUCCACUUGCUAGAAUGCCUAUCCAACGAUACCCUCGGACGCUAUGCGUCCAAGCCGAAACUUCGCGUACAACGAUUCGAAAAUGCAAACACGGCGCUCGACUUCAUCAAGGGCCGCGGUAUCCAAAUGACCAAUAUUGGUGCUGAGGAUGUCGUGGACGGAAACAGAAAGAUCAUUCUUGGCCUGAUAUGGACGCUCAUUCUGCGCUUCACCAUUAGCGACAUCAACGAAGAAGGCAUGACGGCCAAGGAGGGACUGUUGCUGUGGUGUCAAAGAAAGACGGCAUGCUACGAUGAGGUGGACGUCCGCGACUUCAGCGGCAGCUGGAACGACGGACUCGCCUUUUGCGCCCUGUUGGAUAUCCACAGACCAGAUCUGAUCGACUACGACGCACUGGACAAGUCGGACCGCCGCGGCAACAUGCAGAUGGCCUUCGACAUUGCGCACAAGGAGAUUGGCAUUCCCAAGUUGUUGGAUGUCGAGGAUGUGUGCGACGUUGCCAAGCCCGAUGAGAGGUCGCUGAUGACGUACAUCGCCUACUGGUUCCACGCCUUUUCUCAAAUGGAAAAGGUUGAGAAUGCAGGACGUCGUGUAGAAAAGUUUGUAAAUAACAUGGCCGGCGCUUGGGACAUGCAGAGCGCGUACGAAAGGCGGAUGAGGGAGCUACUGAGGCAGAUCAAGGAGCAGAUUGAGAAGUGGCAGCAGGCCACCUUUGAAGGCACAUACGCCGACGCAAAGGCCCAGGCGAACGAGUUUGCGGCGUACAAGCGAGGGAAGAAGAGAGACUGGGUUGCUGAAAAGAGCGAGCUUGCCACUCUGCUAGGCAACAUCAAGACGAAGCUGGGCACAUACAGACUGCGGCCGUAUGACCCUCCACCAGAGUUGUCCCUGGAGACGAUGGAGAAGGACUGGGCCGGCUUGUCACAAACGGAGAUGAAGAGGGCGCAGUUGAUCAACGAGACCAUCAGAGAUAUCAAAAACGCAUUACGCAAAUCGUUCGCCGACAAGGCCAACGACUUCGCCAUGGCGUUGAACACCAUGCAGCUGGCAAUCUCAGGCCUGGACGGCGACGUCGAAGACCAGCUCCACCACGUCCGCAAGCUCAGCGACAACCUGCCGCCGCUGGACAAGUAUCUCGAUACCAUCGCCGCCGUGGACGCCAAGUGCCAGGAGGCCAACAUUGAGGAAAACGACUUCACAAUCUACACGUACGACGAGCUCGUCUACGAGCACAGCCUCGUCAAGUCGUCGGUGCAGAAGAAGCUCGCCUUCCUCGACAACCAAAUGGUCGCCCGCAACAUGACCAACCUCACGCCCAUCCAACUCGAGGAGUUUGAGUCCGUCUUCCGCCACUUUGACCGCGACGACACCAACUCGCUCCAGGAGCUCGAGUUCAGCGCCGCCCUCGCCUCCUUGGGUCUCGUCUUCUCCGAGGACGAGAUGCACGACUACUUCAUGGACACGUCGCACGGCCGCGACCACGUCACGUUUGAGCAGUUUAUCCGCUUCAUGGUCGACGUCACCGAGGACCAGAACACGGCCGAGCAGGUCUUCCAGUCCUUCCGCGAGGUCGCUGACGGGAAGCCCUACGUCACCGAGAUGGACCUCCGCCACUCCCUCGUGCCCGACGAGGUCAUUGACAAGCUCAUUGAGAUUAUCCCGCCGCACAACGGGCCCGAUACAUCUGAGGAUAGGGGCAUGCCGCAGUAUGAUUACAUUGCCUUCAUGGACAAGCUCAUCAGCGACGAGAAGGAGGGCGCCUCGGGUGUGCCCAGCGGCGUCUUGCAGGAGCGCACGAACCGGGCUAGUAUGCUGCCGCCCAAGGAGUCCAAGAUGAAUGGGAACCACUGAGUGGGUACGAGAGGCAGUACAUAUAAAAAGAAGUAAAGUUCAAGUAAACCAAAAAAGAGAACCAUAGGUGGAAAAGGGGGAGGAUGUUGCAGGAAAGUAAAACAGUAAAAAAGGAAAACAACCAAAACACGAGGAAACACCUCCACGGGCAAUGGUCGGGUUCGAUAGGGAGGUGGUUGAAGGGUUCAACGGCAGAACGGGGUGGGCAGGCUUCUUCUUCUCUUCUCUCUCUCAAAAACGCAACCCAACCAGGCAAAUUUCCUUUAUUCCUCUUUUAAAUAUAACGGCAUCCCAUCAAGCAAGCAAGCAGGCAGGCAGGCAGGCAGGCAAGCAGGCAAGGCAUAGCAGAGAAAAUAAAACAAAAUCUUCAAAGAC